Messenger RNA from Prorocentrum cordatum, 958 nucleotides. NCBI's taxonomy places the organism in Eukaryota, Dinophyceae, Prorocentrales, Prorocentraceae. The record is from the annotation of a GenBank genome assembly.
AUGGCUCGAGAGGCACACAGCGUCUCCGCUUUCCGCCCCCGCAGCCAGCGUUUGCCCCCCAGGGCCCCACCUAGAGCAAUGAAGAUGCCGCUCGCGGCCCUCGCGCUCGCGCUCGCGGUCGCCCCCAUCGCCCUCGCCGCCGGGAGCGAGGUGACGCCUGUGCAGAAGGUCAUCACGCUCAUGGAGAACAUGCUCGCCAAGGGCAAGGCUGAGAAGCACGACGAGGAGGUGCAGUACGCCGCCUACAAGCAGUUCUGCGGCGACACCACCGUCGAGAAGGACAAAGCCAUCAGGGAAGCGGACGAGAAGAUCGAGGUGCUCAAGGCGGACAUCGAGAAGUACGAAGCUACCGCAGCCAAGAUGACCAAGGAAAUCGCCGACCAUGAGGCCGACGUCGCCGGGUGGGCCGGCGACAUGGAGGCAGCCACUGGUGUGCGGAAGGCGGAGAAGGCCGCGUACACCGACGAGCACAAGGUCAUCGAAUCCGACUUCGCCCGCCUGGAGGCCGACACCAAGGCGGCCGAGGCCGCCGCGCAGAAGGAAUACGACACGUUCAUGACGGACUCGAAGGUCGACAAGGAGGGCAAGGAAACGGACGUGGAGCACAAGACGGCCAAGAAGGGGGCCGAGGAGCAGGCCCUCGCCAGCACGCAGUCCGACCUGGAGGGCACCCAGAAGGAGCUGGACGCCGCGCUGGCGUACUUCGACAAGCUCAAGCCCUCCUGCGUCUCGGAGGGCGUCGACUACGACGAGCGCGUGCAGCGCCGCCAGGAGGAGAUCGAAUCGCUCCAGGAGGCACUCAGGAUCCUCAACGGCAAGGAGAUCGUGUGAGCCGCUCCCCUCCCGAGGGCCCGCGGCGGCGCCGCUGGCUGGCGCGUCGCGGGGGGCGCGGCGCGUGCCUCGAGGAGCUCGGCCGACGCCGCCGUCGUCGUUCAGCGGGCGAGUCGAAGCGGAGGAG